AUGGAAUCGAUACAAGGCAUUACGGAUGGAGACCCGCCGGCGCCCACGCCUAAGCCCGCGACCACGCCAGAGCAACCCACAAUCACCAAUGGCACAUGCAGCCCGUCCACGCACCCGAACAUUAUAAUAGCAGGCGCCGGCCCAGCAGGCCUCCUCCUCGCCCUCCUCCUAACCUCUCCCUCUCCAAUUAGCCCCUCUUCCCCCACACCAUCUCCUCCGCUGCCCAUCAAAAUCACAAUCCUGGAGUCCUACCCCUCCCUCGACCACCGCCUCCGCGCAACCCAGUACGGCGUCCCCGCAACCCGCGUCUUCGCCCAGGUUCCUGGCUUGCUUCCCCGCAUCCGCGCCGCCAGCAUUGAGAGUUUCCCGCAGAUCUGCUGGCGACGGACACGGGGCUCGCAGCGAGGCGCGACAGACCCGAACAAUUCCUCCAGCGACAGCAACGGAACGGGCGAAAGGAACGAUGAAGCUGGCCCUGGCAAACGGACAGGCGAGGAUCAUGAAAUCUUGGUGACGGUCGAUCUGAGCGUGAUCAAGGAUCACGAGGAGAGGAUGGUUAUUCUGCCGUUGAAUAAGCUGACGGAGAUCAUGUAUGGGAUGUUGACGGAGCGCAAGGCCGUAGGCCAGGCGGAUGUUGAGAUUCUAUUCGAGCAUGAAGUCUUAGGCGUCGGCCAGGCUAUUGGAGAUCAGCAUGCCGAAGGGAAGGCGUGGGUUGAUGUGCGGGUCAAGGGUGAUGGUUCGCGGAAGGAGCAUGAUCGUGGCGAGGGGGGUGCAGGUGGUGGCGAGGUGGAGCACAUGAAGUUUGAGGAAAGAAUCCAGCGCUUCGAAGCCUCCUACAUCAUCGGAUGCGACGGGAGCAGAUCCGCGGUACGGAAGUCGUUGUUCGGACACCACUGGCCUGGCGUCACUUUCGACUGCCAUUUAUCAGUCCAAAACGUCUAUUACCCCGGCUUCGAAACCCAUAAUUGGACAGGAGGCAACUAUCUGAUCGAUCCUGAAUACUGGGGCCUGAUCGCCAAUCGCGGCAAGGGUGGUCUCUGGCGCGUUACCUACGGCGACAAUACUGUUGGUCUCACCGACGCUGAGUAUGAAUUGAGGCGCGAGAAGGCGUUCGAGGUCAUGUUGCCUGGCCACCCGAAAGCAGGGGAGUAUAAGGUGGAACAAACCGAUCAUUUCCGGACGCAUAAUAGAUGUGUGGACAGUAUGCGGGUGGGGAGGGUGUUGCUGGUGGGCGAUGCAGCGCACGUGAAUAAUCCAUGGGGCGGGUAUGGAUGUAUGUCUGCGGUGUUGGAUGCUGGAGGAUUGGCACAGUGUCUGAGGGGGUUGCUUGAGGGGAAAGCCGGGGAGGAGAUUCUGGAUUUGUAUGCGGAGGUGAGGAGGGAGAAGUUUUUGCAGUACGUAGAUCGGAGGAGCAGGAUGAAUUAUGAGCGGGUGAGGAAUGAAGAUCCGGGGAGAGUGGUCAGGGAGGAUAAGUUGAUGGGGAUUUUGAGGGGUUUGGAGGGGGAUGCGGAGGGGACGAAGGAGUUCUUGUUGAAGACCUCGAGCAUCGAGUACGAUUUCACGCAGCACUACCGUUGA
Molecule: messenger RNA, 1578 nt
Organism: Cyphellophora attinorum
Lineage: Eukaryota; Fungi; Ascomycota; Eurotiomycetes; Chaetothyriales; Cyphellophoraceae
Product: Para-nitrophenol 4-monooxygenase
Exons: 1
Coding region: 1-1578 (525 amino acids)
Molecular function (GO): FAD binding
Source: RefSeq, a predicted model, not a curated record